This is a messenger RNA of Ceratosolen solmsi marchali, 1047 nucleotides long. It is a transcript of the gene Pex2, whose product is annotated as peroxisomal biogenesis factor 2. Gene Ontology annotation, cellular component: peroxisomal membrane. The record is from RefSeq and is a predicted model, not a curated record. NCBI's taxonomy places the organism in Eukaryota, Metazoa, Arthropoda, Insecta, Hymenoptera, Agaonidae. Gene Ontology annotation, molecular function: zinc ion binding. Gene Ontology annotation, biological process: protein import into peroxisome matrix.
UCAAUUAUAUUUAAUUAAUUCGUUAAUUAAUUUCCUAAUCAGCUCGCUAUUAACAAUGGCAUUGCGAAUAUUAUGUUUACGUCUUGUCACGUGUAGAGUAUGGAAGGAGCGAUGACUCAGUUGAUUUUUCAUCUUCAACAAUUCGGACUGCAAUUUUUCAUAAUUAUUAAUAAAUAUGAACGACCGUUCGUUCGUAUCUCGAAUCAAUCAACUUGAUGCAAUACAGUUGGAUAAUGAGAUUUACAAGGUACUCAGAGAUCAAAUAAGCGAAGUAAGUAAAUAUUUUGAUCCUGGCAAGAUAAUAAGAUGGGAACCAGAACUGGACGUCUUCAUUAAGUAUUUCAUAUGGAGAUAUUCGUUAAAAAACGAUUGUUCAACUUUUGGACAAAAUCUACUAAAUUUGUCAUAUAAAAAUUUGAACAAAAGAAAGUCCAUACUAUUAUUUUUGUUGUUAACGGUACCCAACUACUUACAGAAACGUUUAAUUAAUGAAAAUUUUGUCUUCUCAAGAUUAUCGACAAACGAUGAGAAAUAUAAGUAUAAACAUUAUAUCGAACAGUUGGAUAAUAUUCUUCAUCUAAUCAAUUUUAUAUGGAGUCUGGUUUUUCUUCAUAUAGGCAAUCAGCCACGCUGGAUUGAAAAGAUAUUGGGUAUAUAUUGCCAGUCUUUAAAUAUGAAUAAGCCACGACCGAUUGGAUAUUCUUAUAUGACUAGAGAAUUAUUAUGGCACGGCCUGAUCGAACUAUUUACGGUUGGUAUACCUAUGAUAGAUUUUCGAAUUAUUCAAAAUUUGUGGAAUAAUUUAUGGUCUACUAAGAAAGUCAAAUAUCUUAAAAGCAAUUGUAAAUUAAGCUCCUAUUGUAAAAAACCACCUAUAUUGCCCCACUGGGCUGGUUGUCACAUAUUUUGCUACUAUUGUUUGAAAGCAAAUUUUAUGGCGACGGAUCCAUAUCAAUGUCCAAUUUGUAACAAUGAACUUUGCUCCAGUAAUAUGAAAUGUAAAUAAGUUUGAUAUUUUUGUAUAAAUUCUUGACUUUAUUAAAAAUA